AUGACAAGCUUGGAGGCGAACAAUCUGAAGAGAGAGCUUCUGGAUGCCGUCGCGAAGUUCAAGGAGCUUCAAGACCGUGAUGGUAAGGUCUCUGUUGAUUUUGGAGUGCGGGGAGGGGAGUUGGAUUCCAAGUCAAGGGCCCCACGAAAUCUAGCCGAGGACGGAGGGUUUUACAAGAUUUCCAAGGACGUAGGAGAAGCUGCGGACAAGAUCUUUUCUAUCGUCGAAGAGCUCGGGAGGGUCAACCCGAACCCCGAGGCAACAAAACACUUUGGGACAGAUCAGGGCAAAGACUGCAAGCUCCAUGGAAGGUGGUGCUUGCUUUUCACCACGGCAGCGGACGCAACUUUCAGCACCAAGUCGAAGAGAGGAGAUGCGAGAGCUUCGAACGAGGUCGAUGCUGUGGCGGGGAAAGUCAUGAACAUCAUCGAGUUCUCUCCUCGUCCUGACGGGAGCAAACCUGCUGUCUCCAAACUCCAGGUACGUCUUCGUGCCAUGGCUCUGUCUCCGACGAGGGUCGGCCUUCAGUUCAAGUACGUCAAGGCGAGUCUGCAAAGGCUCUUUGGCUUCGAGCUCCCGGGACGGGGGCUCCCACUCUGGUUUCCUGUGCCCGGGCCAACGUUGACACGCCUCCUAUUCUUCUUCCGCAAGGUGAAGGACGUUCCCAAGGCCUUCUUCGACGUGAUCUACCUCGACGACCAGCUCAGAAUCCAUCGGACGGGGGAGGGGAAUUUGUUUGUUCAGGUCCGGCCUGACUGGAAGGAAGGGAUGGCCAUUACUAUGAGAUGA
Molecule: messenger RNA, 789 nt
Organism: Guillardia theta CCMP2712
Lineage: Eukaryota; Cryptophyceae; Pyrenomonadales; Geminigeraceae
Exons: 1
Coding region: 1-789 (262 amino acids)
Source: RefSeq, a predicted model, not a curated record